Molecule: messenger RNA, 2299 nt
Organism: Monomorium pharaonis (pharaoh ant)
Lineage: Eukaryota; Metazoa; Arthropoda; Insecta; Hymenoptera; Formicidae
Product: zinc finger BED domain-containing protein 1-like
Exons: 4
Coding region: 304-2154 (616 amino acids)
Molecular function (GO): DNA binding; protein dimerization activity
Source: RefSeq, a predicted model, not a curated record
UCUUUUGACGCUGUAAAUGAGCGUCAAGCGUCAGAGUGAAAAGGUACCUUUACGUUAUACCAGAAAAGUUUCUCUCUCAAAGAAAAUAUACUAAGGUUAUACUGUGAUAUUAUUGUGCAGUCGGUCAACAAAGUUCGGCUUCCAUUGUUAAAAAAUAAAACAUUAUCCGUAUAUAACAUUUUUGUUAGCGCGUUUUGAAUACGGGUCUAAAUUUAUAACGUUACUUUUAUAUUUAGAUCGUAAUCUAUUUUUUAUCGAGCAAGUGUUGGAUACCAAAAUUUGAUAAGCAAUAUUACUGCAAUAAUGAAGAAUGCAAAGGAGAAGAGCGAUGUGUGGAAACACUUCAAAAAAGAAAGCUCAACCUCUGCUCGGUGUAUACUUUGUAUGAAAGUAUUGAAGCAUGGAGGUAAUACUACAAAUUUACACAACCACUACAAGAAGGUACACAAAAUGCAUGUAGGAACAGGGCCAACGUCACCGAAACAAUCAAAAAUGUCUUCAGAAAACAGCUUAAAAUUUACACCAGGUAUAAACCAGAAAGAGACUAAAAUUACGGACUCUUUUUCACGCAUAAAUUCUUUUAUGGAGGGAGGUUCUUCAGCAAAUAAACUCACUAAUUGUAUUUUGUUCAUGAUUACAACCGAAAAUCUACCCUUAUCUCUUGUGGAUAGUAAAAGCUUUAGGCGUCUUAUAAAUACAGCGGCACCAAUGUAUAAGAUUCCUAGCAGAAGGACCAUAACUCGCCUCAUAGAUGCUAAGUAUGAUAUUUUAAAAGAAAGUUUUAAAAAACAUCUAAAACUCGGGUCUACAUUUACGUUAACGUGCGACAUUUGGACGGACGUGAGUAACCAAAGUUACAUUGGUGUAACAAUACACUAUUUACGACACGAAUUGGUUCUAUCAAACGCAAUGAUAGGUGUUUUCCCUCUGACGCAAAAUCACACUGCCAACUAUAUUAAAGACACAAUGAUAUCUAUAUUAGAGUCAUUUAAUAUAGAUGUAACAAGUAUAGCUGCCAUUGUAACUGAUAGCACUGCCAAUAUGACGAAGGCAAUCAUAGAUGGAUUUGGUCUUUCAAAACAUCUACCUUGUAUCGCCCAUCUUUUAUCCCACUUAGUUCCAGAUGCUAUCAAAUUGAACCCUCCAAUCGAUAAAAUUAUUACCAGAGUAAAAUCUAUUGUAACCGUAACAAAGCGGAGCGUUGUGGCAUCUGACGAAUUAAAACGUUUGCAAAUACGUGAUGGAAAAACUGAGAAUACGGCAUUAAAAUUUAAACAGGAUGUGCCAACGCGUUGGAAUUCAACGUAUCAUAUGAUUAAACGGUUUCUAGAAUUGAAAAAUUAUGUUUAUUCCGUACUCAUGACAUGCCCAACAGCUUCGACAGCACUUACGCGCGAUGAAAUCAAGAUUUUAGAAGAUAUCGUACAAGUUUUAGGCCCGAUUGAAUUUGUUACAAAUGAAAUAAGCGGUGAUUCAUAUCCAACAAGCAGUUUAGUAAUUCCGUUAAUUCACUGCAUGGAAGCCACCAUAAAAAACUGUAUUACUAAAACUCUUGAAGGCAAUGCAUUCAAAGACAGCAUUUUAUUUGAAAUUCAACGACGUUUCAAAGAAAUUGAAUCGUAUCAGAUAUUCGCAGUAUUAACUAUUCUAGACCCGCGAUAUAAAAAAAUGCAUUUUAAAUCUAUAAGAGCAGCUUCCGUUGCUAUAUCACAUAUUAAUCGCAAAUUAAAAACUAUUUCUACUAAUAAUAACACAGAGUCUAAUGUAAUCGAACAUGUAGAACCACGAACUAACAGCAAAUUAAAUGAAUUUAACGUUUGGAAUAUUCACCAAAGUUUAGUAGAGUCAUGUGCAUCAUCUGUUGAUGAGCCUGGUGGCAUGAAUCUUGAAUUGCGGCAAUAUUUGAAUCAGCCUAUAAUUCCACGUGAGCAAGAUGUAUUUAAGUUUUGGCAAACUCUUAGACCUGCGUAUCCGACACUUUUUGUAAUGGCAAUAAGUUACUUAUCUAUUGUUGCGACUUCGGUACCCUCUGAACGUAUGUUUUCUAAAGCUGGUAUUAUUAAAUCAGACUUGCGAAGCAGACUGAGCGGAAAACGACUAAAUAGUCUACUUUUUCUAGGUUCACUUAGUGAAGAGAUUUGGGGAUUAGACUAAGAAAAUAUUAACUAUGUCUUAUCUUUUCCUGUGUUCGCAUUUUGUGCAAUUUCUGUUGUUUAUAUAUUAUUUAUAUAUAAUGUUUAAAAAAUGUUUUUUAAUAAAACUUUUAUAUAGCGUUUGUCAUAUUAAAUAUAAUAAAAAA